Messenger RNA from Polyodon spathula (Mississippi paddlefish), 1627 nucleotides. RefSeq names its product C-C chemokine receptor type 7-like. Gene Ontology annotation, biological process: chemotaxis; G protein-coupled receptor signaling pathway; immune response. Gene Ontology annotation, cellular component: membrane. NCBI's taxonomy places the organism in Eukaryota, Metazoa, Chordata, Actinopteri, Acipenseriformes, Polyodontidae. The record is from RefSeq and is a predicted model, not a curated record. Bases 1 to 1092 code for a protein of 363 amino acids. The transcript has a single exon. Gene Ontology annotation, molecular function: chemokine receptor activity.
AUGACCACCCCAGAAUAUGACUAUUACGACUUGACCUCUGAUUACAGUUUGGAGCACACAUCCGACUACUCCAGCAUUCCCAUCAAGUGCGAAGCAGGGGAUCCCCAAAGCUUUAUCAAUGUCUUCCAGCCCUGCAUCCUGGCUGUCAUCUUUGUUCUGGGAAUGAUGGGCAACAUCUUGGUCCUGAUCAUCUACACACUCUACCGGCGGUUAAAAUCCAUGACCGACGUCUUCCUCCUAAACCUGGCUCUGGCUGACCUGCUCCUGCUCCUCACACUUCCGUUCCGAGCGGCAGACGCACGCCACGGCUGGCUCUUCGGAGGCUGGUUGUGCAAGGCGGUGCGCAGCCUUUAUAGCAUCAACUACUACAGCGGCUUCCUGUUCCUCACCUGCAUCAGCGUCGACAGGUACAUAGCGAUAGUCCUGGCCACCGUCGCUCACAAACUCAGACCGCAGACGAUUUUCUACAGCAAGGUCAGCUCAGCCCUUGUGUGGCUGGUCUCCGUGGUUAUGAGUGUGCCGGAAAUGGUUUGGAGCAAAGUGGUGAAGCUAGAUGACCUGCACUGUGAGAUGAUCCUGGACGUGGAAGACAAGCUCGUAAAAGCCGCCACCCAGUUCGCGCAGGUGACGGUCGGGUUCUGGCUCCCGUUUGGCGUCAUGCUCUUCUGCUAUUCACUCAUCACCAGGACCCUGUUAAAUGGAAGGAGCUUCCAAAAGCACAAAGCCCUGAAAGUCAUCUGCUCACUGGUGCUUCUUUUUGUCCUCUUCCAGCUGCCCUACAGCGUCGUUCUGUUCCUCAAGACCACCGACUGGCUAGGGAGCAAGCAGGUGAACUGCGGUGUUUGGGGAGCCAAGCAUGUGGCAGAGGACGUGACCCGCAGCCUGGCGUUCCUCCGCUGCUGCCUCAACCCGCUUCUCUACGGGUUUGUGGGGGUCAAGUUCCGCAGCGACGUCCUGCUGAUACUCAGGGACCUCAGGUGUACGAGCCGGUCCCAGCACAACUGUCAUGUCAGGAGCCUCCCAGGCAGCAGCAACAGGUUUUCAUCAGCCUCUAACCGAAAUACAGAGUCGUCCUCCGUGUUCUCUGUGUAGCUUUUUCGUUGUAAGGCUGUGCUGAUAUUCGUGAUUGGCUUUAAGAAGCAUUUAUGGGCAGGCAUGAAAGAAAUCCAUUCAUUAAGGUGUAGAUUUCAAAACAAGUUAAAAGGUACAACUUCAAUAAUGUGACUUGUAAUAUUUAUUAUUCCACAAAAUAGUCAGUGUUUCAAUUUUAUUAUGUUACAAAUUAAUUUUGUUGUGUCAUGUAACAUUUAUUUUGACCACCAGAGGGCACCUUUGGCGAAUGCUUUGACGUCACUGUAAUGUUGACCUUUAUUAAUAACAGUUACUGCUUCAUAUUAAAAGGGUUUUGAAAUAGCCUGGCUCUAUUUGACUUUAUAUAUUUACAUGGUGUCAUUUGAACCCUUUCAGUCCUGAAUUAUUGGUGUCAAGCUGAAGAAAAAACUCAGACUGAGGUUCCAACGUGAUUUCCGACGGCACUAAGAUAAGAAUGGACCUUGAUGGUAACUCAGACCCCAAUGCAUUCUGGUACCUUUUACCUGUCUCAGGUACCUUUCACAGCAGGACUACG